AUGGCUGGGCUAUUCCAGUCCUUUCGGAGCUCCAGCAUGCCUAAACGGCUGCUGCGAUAUGCUUUAUCGCGGCUGGAGCUCCUCGACUCUGACGCUUUAGAUAUGGACAAUCUAGAUCUUGCGAUAGGUAGAAAUACAGUCUUUGAAUUUCGGGAUGUUGGAGUUCAGCUAGAUAAACUGGAGAAGCUGCUGAAGCUACCCGAGACGUUUGCGAUACAGAAAGCCAAGGUUUUACUCCUCCGAGUGACCAUUCCGAUGGACUUUUACACGAGCCCCAUAUCUAUCGAAGUUGAUGGCGUGGAUGUCAAGUUGAAAGUGGUAACAACCGGUGCCAAGUCCAAAUCGGGCCGUUCAACUACGGCAGCCAACAACGACGACGAUUCCUCAGCAGUUCCGAAUACUGUUGACCUUGCGCAAUCAUUCCUCGAAACGCAGCCAUCAUCGGAGCGAAGAAAGCUCGAAGCAGCGCUAGCUGCAGAAACACAAGAUCUCGGCGCAUCCACUUCCAUGAGCGAUGACAGUAGCGAAGAUGAACCGAUCGUGGGCACUGGGCAGCCCUUGUCACUGCCGGGCUUCCUGGCUGGCUUUUUGCAGGGAAUCGUUGAUCGGAUGCAGAUAAGGAUUAAAGGCGUGGGGUUCCAGUUGGAUAUGGAUAUUCCGGUGGAUAUGAGUUCAUCGACUACAGAACCCGUGUCUUUCCAAAUAGCCCUGGAAGGCAUCGACAUCGAGGGUGUUACCACGAGGAGCGAGGAAUCUCGAGCGUCCGCCAUAGCAGCGCCCAAGGAAGGGAAACGACAGAUCUCUCUAGACAAUGUCCGCGCCUAUCUAAUAUCUGAGGCCAACGUCUUUUCUACCUUGACUCGGUCAUCUUCCAUGACUUCGCCGUCGGCAACAUCUUCACCUCUUAAUACGAGGAAUCCACCUUCGAGGCAAGCUACUUCCUUGUCUGUGGAAAGUCUGCAAACGCCUGCUUUUGCGCCUUCCUUCACACCGUCGAUGAUGUCCUCCCGGCGAGGGUUCCCUGGCCAGUCGUCACAAUCGCCUCGAGACAGCGUUCACAGCCAGCGCAUGUCGACAUCGCAAGCGAGCAGCAGUAAUCCAUCUAUCCAAUCGCUGCAUUCGAGCUUUAUAGAUCACAUGGCUGAGUUGGAUCGACCCAGCUAUCCCUUGGGGGAUAGCGAAGAGGCUCUUGGAAUUCCAUACGACCUUGACUAUCAGGAUGAGGGUGUGCCGGAUGACGAAUGCCCUUCGACUCCCCGCGCCUCGCUAUCCCGAGGAUUCAACUCCCCUGAUAACGCAGUAUUCCACUCACCCGAAGACCCUGAAUCGAAUUCCUCAUCGCCCGCAAGGCGAUUGUUUGAUAGUGGGCUGUCAAGAUCACAAGGCAUGGAGGAGCAGAUUUCAGCAUCAACCUAUUCCUUAUCGCGACAGCGAGAAGAUUUUGAGCCGUCUGGCACUCACUCUUCCACGGAGCUUGGGCCUGAGGGCCAUUAUGAGCCAGGAAAUUUGGCUGAAGAUCUUUCGCAAUCACAUCUAUAUACCCAUGAGGAAGCCGAGAGCAUGUAUAUGAGCGCUUUUUCAAAAGCAGAGAGUCAAGCCGACAUAUCAGGACUUGAAAUUUCUCAACACACACUCCCCCCACCCGUUGAUCUAGUAGUCGAACAAUCUGUUGAACAAACGGCCCUACAACCAGAAGAACAAACAGCAGAGCUCGCUCGGACCCCUCCAGCCUCUCCAAGGCGAGGUAACCAAUCUCCGCCUACAUAUGCGUCUCCCAAAUCCGCCAUGCCUGGUGGCUGGGAUGACAAUGCCUCUCAAGGCUCAUCCGGAUCUGACAGAACAAUGUCCCAUAAUGCCGUGACGAAGGAGCAUUCCCCUCCCAGGGCGGAUAUACCAGAGCCUCAACCUCAACCAGUUUUUGAAACUGAAGCCGAGCCCAAAGCCGAGUUCGAAGUUGAACAGAAGCCAAACUCUCCAGCAAUUAAACCAACUCCAACAGCUGAGGAAAGGAACAGCCCGAUGGAAACGGAUGAGGAGUCACAACACGAGGAUGCCGCCACUCCAAAAGGGCCAACACGAGUUGUCAAGGAAAUUUUACAUCUUCAGACAAUUUCCGUAUAUAUACCUACGACGCAUCAACAUAUAGAAAUGGAAGAAGACACUUCUGAAUCGGUUGCGGAACUUGCCCGGGCGAUGAGCAAUUCAGUCUAUCCUCAGGCUCCUGGAGCCUUCUCCGUGCAUGCACCAGCAUCUGGUUCUGUGUUCGAUCACAGGCCUCACAUACGACGAACUCAGAGCAUUGAUAAUGUUCUAGAGGUCGAUUUGUCCCCAGUUUCGAUCCGUUUUGAUGCGUCUCUGGCAUUUGUGCUUGCCAUGAUUGUUGGAAAGCUUCUCGAGGCAGUGAAGAAUGACAAUCCUGUCAAAGCCCCAAGCAAGGGCGCUGAUAAUGCGCAGCAAUCAGAUAAGGUGCCGGAAAUUAAAGUGUCAGUCAAGGAGAUAUCAUUGGAUUUCCUAAGUCGACUUGGCGGGGUGACAGACACUCCUCAUCGCCACCUGGACCCCUCAGCAUUCAUGUUUGACCAUGAAGUUCUUCUCAACGCAACAUUGGGGAAUUUGGCCAUUUCCGUGUCACCUGUCAAGGUGACUGCCCACCCCGCCGGAAGAGGUAAGCCAGAGAAGCAGGAUGCUAUCCAGACAACGAUUGAUCUGGAAACUUUCCGCUUCGGAUACACCAAUGACGAUAUUAUCUAUUUUGACAAGGCUAGACCCAUGAGUACGUCUGUAAGGGACACUUUUCUUUCAAACGGGCAUGAUGUUGGCAUCAAGAUGACACAGUCCAAGGACAGCGUCAAGACGGAGAUUGAGACGCUGCCAUUGGCUAUCCGUAUGGAUUUGCAAAGACUUGAUGAGACCUUUAGCUGGUUUGGAGGUUUGAGUAGCUUUCUCAAUAUGAGUGCCUCGAUGACGUCUAGCCCAUCACCUACACCCAAACCGCCGCCGAAGCCAGCCUCAACGCAGCGGGCGAGGGGUGUACGAUUUGAUACACCUAUCAACCCGGACGACAAAUCGGCUACUUCUGAAAAUAAAGUCAACAUGCGGAUAGGUGGUUCCUACAUUGAGCUCCUGGGGAAAGAAUGUAGCUUUGUCGCUGAGAGCAAUGCUAUCAAGCUUAUCAGCAGAGAAGAAGGUGUCGGAGUUGGGUGUAGUAUGAUGCGUGUGUCUGGGCCGUAUCUAAAGAAUUCCUUGGCGGACCCUGCCAUCAAUACGGAGAUACUCGGCAUGCGGUUGGAGUUUGUGACGACUCCAAAUGAUUCGGACCUUGAGAAACUGCUUGGGUUGAUCACGCCCUCCAAGGCCAAAUUCGACCACGGAAGCGAUGAGAUCAUGGUUGAUACUCUUAUACGGCAACGAAGGAAAGGCUCGGUACUCAGAGUCGGAGUGGAAACGCUGAAUGUGCGGGUGAAAAACUUGGCUCAGCUCGAGGUUCUUCCAACCCUCGGCGAAGAACUGGCCAAGCUGUCCACCGUGGCGAAAUAUCUCCCCGAAGAUGAUAGGCCUGGGCUCAUGACUCUCGCCAAAGUUAAUAAAUUUGGCGCGAGCGUUGACAUUGGCGGAACCCUUGGACAGCUUAGCAGCGACAUUAAGGAGCUUGAGGCUGCGCAUAUUACUGUUCCGUCUUUGGUAGCUAUUGCAGUCUCGGGGAUAUCUAUCAAGCGCAACAAGACCGAAGAGCUCGUCAGUUCCUCAAUUCUAUAUCCUUCGGCUGAGAUUGCGAACCGCGGCCCGGUUAUCAUGGCAAGAAUGAUCGGAGACGACAUUGAGCCUGUUGUGAAGCUGAACCUACAAGACAUCAGCAUCGAAUACCGCGUUCCAACGAUUAUGGACGUUCUUGGUCUGGCCAAUGACGCUACUCCUCAGGACUUUGAAGACAGCCUUGCUGCCUCAGUCGCCAGUCUUGGCGAUCACGCCCACGCAGCAUUGGCACGGCAGCAGCCCCCAUCGCCGACGAAGUCCACUACGAAGCAGAGUAAGCCAAUGACUUUGGAUGUGUCGUUUCGGGACUGCCUUAUCGGCCUGAAUCCUCUCAACCAAAAAUCAAAGAUGGUCGUUGUAUUUACAGACGCCCGCCUUGCCGUAGUCCUUCCCAAGGACGAGGUUACUAACGUGAGUCUCGACGUUAACAAGGCGUCUAUUCUACUCACGGAUGAUGCUUCAUUGAGCACAUCGGAUCACCGCGUCUCCUCAAGCGCAAGACGCCGAGCGUCCUCUUCAGCGUCCCCUCAAGUAGUCUCAAUGUGUGCUCAGGGAUUCGUCGACAUUUGCUACAUGUCGUCAGCAAAGGUCACCGUCAGUGUCGCCCCAAAUGCAGAUGGUGAGAAGCAGGUGGAGGUUGACGUUCGAGACGACCUUUUGGUGUUAGAGACUUGUGCAGACUCAACUCAAACUCUAAUAAGCCUGGCAAAUGCCCUUUCACCACCAACCCCACCAAGCAAAGAGAACAAGUACAGGACCAAGGUGAUGCCUGUGCAAGACCUGCUUGCGUCGAUUUCAGCCGAGGCAUUUGGAAAGCCGGAAGGGGAAUACGACUUUGACCAAGACUUUGCGGGUGCACAGGAGAUGGCCAAGAGUCAGUCCGAUGCGGGCUUUGGGGGCGACUCCCUUCGCGUUGAGUCACAGUUUUACGGAGAUGAGCUUGGGGGAGAAGAGCUCUUUGAUGCCAUGAAGCUUUCCGCUACAUCACAGGACGCGAGGAUGCAAGGUACCAACUCGGCAGUUUUCAAUACUGGGCUCAUGACUUCUACCAGCUACAUCUCCGAAGACAGUGAUGAUUUGUUUAUUCAGGAUGACUUUUACACGGAAAACGCCGCCGAAGAGCACGCCGCCAAAAUUUGGAACUCAAACAAGAACACGUACGACAAGGCCCCCGCAAACUUGGUGAAACGCAGCCCCCUUAAGGUGUCUGUAAGGGACGUCCACCUCAUCUGGAACCUAUUUGACGGCUAUGACUGGACUCAUACGCGCGACAUCAUCAGCAAGGCCGUCCAUGAUGUGGAAGCAAAGGUCUACGAACGACAAGCACGACUCAGCGGGCAGCAGAUUUUUGAGGAAGAAAUCGAGGACGAAGAGACGAUUGGCGACUUCUUGUUCAAUUCCAUCUACAUUGGAAUUCCAGCCAACCGAGAUCCGCAGGAGUUGGCUCGUGCGAUUAAUGAAGGCCUUGCUGAUAAUGCAACGGAGACGGAGUCAGUCGCUACAACAGCAGUGACGGCCACGACGAACCGGACCAUGCGUCGAGGAUACCCCAAGUCACGGCGCUUGAAGCUACAACGAAGCAAACACCACAAGAUCACCUUUGAACUUCAAGGUGUCAAUGUCGACAUGGUUGCAUUCCCCGCUGGAGCUGGAGAGACGCAGAGCAGCAUCGAUGUUCGGGUUCAGAAUCUUGACAUCUUUGAUCAUGUUCCCACGUCGACAUGGAAGAAAUUUGUGACGUACGACCAAGAUCAGGGCGAGCGUGAGAUGGGCACCAGCAUGGUGCAUCUCGAGCUCCUCACAGUGAAGCCGCUACCAGAGCUAGGAGCAUCAGAGAUUGUUCUUCGGGCAACCGUGCUACCCCUGAGACUCCAUGUCGACCAGGACGCUCUCGACUUCAUCACUCGCUUCUUUGAAUUCAAAGACGAUAGCGUUCCGGUGCACUCAUCACCCAGCGAUGUGCCCUUCCUACAAAGGGCUGAGGUGAUGGAUAUCCCAGUCAAGCUAGACUUUAAGCCGAAACGAGUAGACUAUGCCGGCCUUCGGUCCGGGCACACGACCGAGUUUAUGAACUUUAUCACGCUGGAAGAGUCUAGGAUGGUCCUCCGGCAUGUAAUCAUUUACGGAGUCACCGGCUUUGAUCGAUUUGGCAAGACGCUCAAUGACAUUUGGUCGCCCGAUGUCAGAAAGACGCAGCUUCCAGGUGUCGUGGCAGGCCUAGCACCCGUGAGAUCUCUGGUCAACAUUGGCAGCGGGUUCAAAGAUUUGGUUGAGAUUCCCCUCAAAGAAUACCAAAAGGACGGUCGCAUUAUUCGAAGCAUAUCUAAGGGAGCCGCGGCGUUUGCUCGCACUACCGGCACGGAACUGGUCAAGUUUGGAGCGAAACUGGCCGUCGGCACGCAGUACGCUCUACAAGGGGCAGAGGAGAUGCUCAGCGGCGGGGCUCGGCCUGAGGAGAGCUGGGAAGACGAUGACUUGGAUGCAGACGACAAGAAGCAAAUCUCGCUGUAUGCAGACCACCCCACGGGUGUGAUUCAAGGCAUCCGGGGUGGUUAUAGAUCACUUGCCAGAGAUGUGAACCUGGCACGAGAUGCCAUUAUCGCAGUGCCAGGUGAGGUGAUGGAGAGUCAGUCAGCUAGCGGUGCGGCCAGGGCGGUUCUGCGACGAGCGCCAACCAUCAUCUUCCGACCUGCAGUGGGUGUGACCAAGGUCAUCGGCCAGACGUUGAUGGGAGCCACGAACUCGAUUGAUCCCCACAAUCAACGCAGAAUUAACGAGAAAUAUAAGAGGCAUUAA
Trichoderma harzianum CBS 226.95 is the source of this 6549-nucleotide messenger RNA. RefSeq lists its product as hypothetical. Gene Ontology annotation, biological process: piecemeal microautophagy of the nucleus; autophagy of mitochondrion; reticulophagy. NCBI's taxonomy places the organism in Eukaryota, Fungi, Ascomycota, Sordariomycetes, Hypocreales, Hypocreaceae. Gene Ontology annotation, cellular component: phagophore assembly site; extrinsic component of membrane. Gene Ontology annotation, molecular function: phosphatidylinositol-3-phosphate binding. The transcript is spliced from 3 exons. Bases 1 to 6549 code for a protein of 2182 amino acids. The record is from RefSeq and is a predicted model, not a curated record.